AUGUCGGGUAUCAGCGACCGGAUGCUGCAGCUAGACAUGGCUCUGACCCAAAACGGGACACCGGCCACGCCUCAUCUCCGUGAAGCACGGAUCAAACGGAAAAACAGCCCUACAGACAUCAGCCAUUUAGUCUUUGGUCCACAGCCCGGGAAGAAACAUCAAUUGUGGAUCACAGAUCGUAUCAUGGAACCUCAGACCAUUCCUCACUUUUUUGAGUUUCUCAUGAAUGGCGAAUUACCUGCUGAUCGCAAAACAUCUCGUCCUUUGCUUACUGUUGAAGAGGUCAAGAACUUGACUAGACCUGCUUCGGAGUGGGCGCCGGCUCCACUUCAUCGACAAGCGAGAUCGACUGGGGAGUGGAUUGGGAUUCGAAUUGGUUCGUAUGAAGAUAGUUCGAGACUUUGGCCUAUUGCCAAGGAGCUUCAUGCUAUGAAGUCGAGGCUUUGGGAGGGGAUACCACCGAUAUCUGAGAGGCGAUGGCAAGAGUUGGGGCUUGAUCAUCCGGAUCGGUUCCCUGAAGCUUGUCGAUACUUCGUUGCGGUUAUCAAUGUGUUCAUCUACCUCAACACAAAGCGCACCAAAGCCGCCUUGCGAAAGACAUAUAACUUGAUCUGGGAUCAUCUCAGCGUGUUUGAGAAGGCAAUCAACGCAAAGAGGAAAGCGGAAGCAGAGGACGGCGUGUAUGAGCACGUAUCAGUAACUGGUCUCUGGUACGAGUUCAUCAGAGCGCAAUACGACUCUAUCUGUGAGAAUGCUCACAAUUGGAUUAUCGAGCACAUUGAUCGCAUACGAGAGUCAAUUGUGCAAGAACUCGCAUUGCAUCAACCAGAUCACCCGGAUCAUUACAGCGAUAAACAAUGGGAGCUCACAAACAAACUCCAUGACCUUGCGGAAAACACCUCUCAAGCUGAUUACACCAUAAUGAUGCCCACGGACGGAUACAAAGGCGAUAGUCUCCCAGUCAAAGAAGACGAUUGUCUUACAGAAGCUCAUGGCGGUGGCUUCCGCACAGAAGCAAUAACCUGGUCAGCAAAUCUAUCAUGGCGAGCGGCAGACUACAUCCAGCGCGUCAGAUAUCUGGACAGAAAGGAGAUGUACAGCCAUCUAGAGCAUGAGGACAUGAGACCACUUCGUGGCUCCGGGAGGAUGAGUGACCCAGCGGGUUUGGUUAUCUCAGCCAUCAGUCAGAUUGACGCCCAGACUAUGGCUAGGGAAGAACUGCGAGGACCUCCGAAUCAUCCAGAUUAUUUGCCGUGGAUUGAGUAUGCUCGAAGAAGGUUGAAUAAAGGUUUGGGGUUCGUGGCGUAUAGGUUGUGUCACGGAUAUAGUCCUGAGAAGUGGGAUAUGUUCAAGGUCAAGUUCGAGGCUGAUAUUUGUGAUUGGGGACGAGGGACGGUGGGCAUUAAUGAUAUACGUAAGGCGUGUAAGAUACAGUGGAUUGAUGGUAAAGAAAAGGACAUUGCAGAUGAUGAUAUCGAAGCAGCUAAGAAGCAUUUUGAAACAAUUUCGAAUCAGUCGGUGCAUAACAGGGUAUUCCUCGUCAUCGACGAAGCAACCAUGAAAUCAUAUCUCGAACCCGAACCCGGUAAAGAGAAAUUCGUCCUCGCCAUUGACGCAAACUACAACCCAACAAAAGAAGAGAACGUCGAGUCACCAGGCUACAAGGGCACUUUGCGCAUACUAGGCAGUCUUCUUUGGGAUGAGCUUGGCGCACUGUUAGUCAUGCAAAGCGCCUUUCUCGAGAAUCUCUGGCCGAUGGCGAUGCACGAUGCGGAGGGUAUCUAUCGCGGUAUCAGGGUUACGUCUGUCCUCAAGUUCUCAUCUUAUCAAGAGAAUUUGGACUGGAGGCUUGCGAGUGAGAUUGUUCCGAAGUUGGUCGCUUUCAGAAGGGGACUUGAGUUUAGAUCGAGGAGGUAG
Fusarium tjaetaba is the source of this 1917-nucleotide messenger RNA. RefSeq lists its product as uncharacterized. The transcript has 2 exons. NCBI's taxonomy places the organism in Eukaryota, Fungi, Ascomycota, Sordariomycetes, Hypocreales, Nectriaceae. The record is from RefSeq and is a predicted model, not a curated record. The coding region runs from base 1 to 1917 and encodes 638 amino acids.